AUGACCCGGCCCAUUAUGGGAGUCGGGCAUAGUUUGGGUGCAACACAACUACGCUCCGCUUCUUGUUCACCUCACCAAGCACAAGCGAGAUGUUUGGCCUUCACGGGCCGCAGCAGAAGAGAAAGCUCGGCAAUAUUUGCGGUCGUGGAUCCGCGGGUCCUCGAACGCUGGUUCCAGUGGGGCUAUCGGGAACUUCCUACGGCCCUCUAUCCCAAGGCCGGCGCGCAUGACUCGGAGACGCCAGUUACUUUGACCACAACCAAAUUCCAGGAGGCAAUGAUCUAUGCCCGUGCGAACCCAAACCGGCAUAAGGAACUGGGGCUACAGACUGAAAACAAUGGCGAGCGUCUUCCAGAGCCCCCUCAUGAUCCGCUGUUCUUUCCUGACGUGAUGGCCGGCUUGCCACCUGGCCAACAGGCAUACCGGCCUGAACCCAUUGUGGCUGGAAAAUUGCUGCCACGUCUUCGCCCUUCCGCGCUAUUUCUUAGUGGUUCAUCGAGCCCGUUAUUUAAAUCCGGACUUCAUACUACCAUGGCAGAAAGAACUGGGGGUAGUAUUGGAGGAAGUGGAGGUGUGCGGUACGGUCGCGUCCGACAUUUGUGGGUUGAGGGUGCUGGUCAUGCGCUGCCUCUGGAGAAAGUGGAUUUGACCGCCAGCACGUUAGGAGAAUGGAUACGGACAGAAAUAGAGCGAUGGAGCACUGAUGAGCGUCGCAUUGCUGCAGGAUGGGAAGAUUUGUCGCCGGGAGAGAGGUCUCGGUUCACCAAGGAGUGGGAGAGAGUGAUGGCAGAGUCAUUGGCCUUCCUGCGCAAUACAAAAGGUGCUAAAUUAUAG
Messenger RNA from Aspergillus niger, 834 nucleotides. RefSeq lists its product as uncharacterized. The transcript has 2 exons. NCBI's taxonomy places the organism in Eukaryota, Fungi, Ascomycota, Eurotiomycetes, Eurotiales, Aspergillaceae. The coding region runs from base 1 to 834 and encodes 277 amino acids. The record is from RefSeq and is a predicted model, not a curated record.